CGUGAAGGCGAGCAUCAUGACCGCAGGAGCACACCACAAGAGGGCAAACAUUUGCUACAACGAUCAACGAUCCCUUGUGUCCACAACUCCGCAUCCAUCCAUCCACCCCAGCCAGCCACCCGAUUAGCUAGCUCUUCUUGCCUCCGCCCACUCUGAUCUUGUCCUUCUGGUCAGAAAUCGCCUUGGCCAGCUGCUGUAUCUCUUUGGUAGACAUGCUCUCCCCCGUGUCGCCACUGGCCUCCCUCAUCUGCACCAGUGUGCCCGUGGGGUCAAAGGGCUCCUGAACACCACACAACACACGACCAAUAUGUGAUCGAUCUGGUUUCUCUCUCUCUCCUUCUCUCUCUCCCUCUCCCUCCGUGAGCCUACGAUGGCUUCAACGUGAUAAGUGAAGUUGAACUCCUCGCCAGGGGUGAACUUUUCUCUCAGCUCGUCGCGUCUUUCGGUGGUGGUGAGCUCGUCGGCGAGGGUGAGCAGCUCGAGGGCCUUGAAUUCCUGCUCGAAGAUGCCCGGCAGCUCCUUGACCAUCAUCUUGGGAAAAUCGUCCGCAAGGAAAGAUCCUGGGAAUGAGGUGAGCCGAGCGGACAGACAGGGAGGGAGAAGGGCAUGUGUGUGUGGGGGGGUCUCUCACUUACUGAUCAUGCUGCCGUAGUAUGGCGGCACCUGUCCCGCCCUGAAGCCCUUCUGCGGCUUGGUCUUGGACUCCUUGGCCGCCUGAUUCAUCAUCCUGUCGUAGCUCUUCUGUGUCAUCCGACCUGCACACACACACACACACACAGUGGCUGUGGUGUGGGGUGGUGGGAUGUGAAAUUCAGUGGGUGUGCUACCGCCUACCGGGGAAUUUGACGGUGGCCGCGAACCUGGUCUUCCGCUUCUUGCGGCUGGGAUACUCCUCGAGCACCUCCAGACGAACCAGGUCAAAGUCCUGACUGUCUUCCGCACAACACACACAACACACACAAGGGGGGAGAUCAGAUCUGCUAUGGUGUCCGUAUUGACUCGUUCGUCGUACGUGGAGACGAUGACGGCUCCCACAUCAGGGUUUUCGAGGAAGUCCUUAGCUCCGGGAUCGAUGCCCUCCAUGGCUGCUGUUGCUGUGGCGUUGCCUCCCACUGAUGGUGCUGGUGGUGCUGACGAUGGUGGUCCCUCUGCCGUCUUCUGCUGAGUGGUUGCCUGUGCCUUGGCGGACGCCAGCAGCUCGUUGGUCAGGUCGGCGGACAGAGGGGGAGGGGCUGAUGCAGACGCCGAUGGUGAUGAUGGGUCGAGGCUGACCUGCAGGUCGCUGUCAGCAUCUUUCGCUGCUCCUGCUGCUGCUGCUGCUGCUGAUGAUGAUUGCGAGGACGCUGUUUCACUCAUCAUCACCGUCGUUGUGGAUGUGGAGAGAGGGAUGGCCAUGGCCGUCUUUCUCCUGCAUCGAUGGCGGUUCAGCCGCCCGCCUGCUGCACACAGAGGGAGGGGGAGGGUGAAGGCAAGCUGUAGCUGUGGCUGUGGGAGGUCAGAGAGGAGCUCAGGGGCCCUCCUGAGUGAGGUGGCGACGGCUGACGACGUCCAGAUAAGGUGCAGGCAGGAGAGCGGCACGGCGGACAGCAGCCUCAUCACAACCAUGAGUGCAUCUACCCGGAUCUCCGAUAGAUCUUCAGAGAGAGAAGCAAACGACGCCAGAGAAUGGCUUCGUUGAGCUCGCCUGCCGCGAAGGCGCUGAAGAUCUCUGUCAGAGGCUGC
Vitrella brassicaformis is the source of this 1722-nucleotide messenger RNA. Lineage: Eukaryota; Vitrellaceae. The record is from the annotation of a GenBank genome assembly.